GUGUCAUCGUCGCUCAGCGAAAUAUUAAACUAUCUCGUAUAUAUAAAUUCCAAUCAUCAAUAAUUGACAUAAUUGAUUUGGAAAUAAAAUAUAUGCCAAAUACAAUUUAUCCUGACUGGGAUCACUGGACUCCAAUUGAAUCACUAGACGGUCAUAUAUUUUCUGCAUACUUAGACACCCGCCCCGAAGUGAUUAUCGAAAAUUAUGAUUCUUAUGCGAAUAUUGUUUGGGCCGUAGUACGAAUCAUAGCAAUUUUACCCUCUGACACAAAGACUGAAGAAGUUGAAUGUAUUUUCAAAUUUGAAUCCGAAGAUCGUAAGAAUUUUUACAGAAAAAAAGCUGCGAGCAAAAUUAAAUUUCUUGAUGCCGGCUGGAAAUUGAAGUACUCGAGUGCAGUAGUAACUUGCGAUUUAACUCAUACGAAUUAUAAUAAUUAUGAUAUAUUUUAUCAAGAAAAAAAAUUACCGCAAUCCGUCGGAAUUGUUCAUAAAAAUUCAGACAAUACUUCUUUACAAUUAAUUGAUAUAAAUUAUCCGAAGCACGGAGUCAAUCAGCCAGACACGUUUUCAAAUAAAUUUAUGGCGCUUUGUGUUUCAGUUCUUCAUCAUAAAUUCGAUCGUCCUUUAGAACUGAUUGAAUUUAUUGAGUACUAUCGAUUGAUGGGAGUAAGUCAAUUUAUUUUUUAUAAUUCAUCAAUAUCAGAAAGUGUCAGUCGUGUGUUAAAACACUAUCGUGCAAUUGACUAUGAUUUAAUUAAAAUUUUACAAUGGAAUUUAUCAUCUUCAUACAUUUAUGAGCAAACUCUCAGAUUAGAAGGAUUAUACGCGGGAUUAAAUGAUUGUCUCUAUAGAAAUUCACUACACGAUUAUUUUAAAUAUCUCGGAGUAUUUAAUGUCGAUGAAUUUCUAGUUACAAAAAUUCAUAAAAAUUUUUCAAAUCUUAUGGAUUAUUUAGAUCCAUUGGAGUAUGAAGAGAAAAAUGGUAAUGCUGUGUCCUUUUUAUUUCAACAUAUUUUUUUUUAUACCAUGUAUCCUGACGAUGAAAAUAAUCUAGAUGAUAAAGAACCGUAUCUUUAUACAAAAGAAAAAAUUCAGCGACUGCGAGAUCCACAUGCAGCAGGUGUAAAAAGUAGAUACAUCAUUCGUACUCGCGAUGUUGUUGAAAUUGGCAAUUAUCAGUCUACUAAAUUACUCAAAGAUAAGUUUUACGAAGUGGUUGUUAGACCGGAUAUCGCACUUUUACACCAUUACGCUCCAUGUGAAGCAGAAGAAACGGGAUGCUAUUUGAAGCCAGUUGUAAUCGAUAGAACUGCUGUUAGAUUUACUGACAAACUGGGUAAAAAUGUUGCUAUCGCUUGUCGAAAAAUAUUCGAUAACAAACGAUGCCCUCAUCCUAGAAAACGUAUUCCUGGGGAAAUUAAUUCCUGAGUUGUUUAAAAAAUCUAGAAGUUUUUGAGAUAAAUUUAAAAAAUAAAAUGUGCAUUUACUCGAUAGGUUACAAAUUUUAAAUAUUAAUUCUAUUAUUAUUAUUAAUUAUUUUUUUACUUCUACAAGUGAGAGAUAAAUAAAAUUCUAAGUUAUUUUAAAUAAAAUAAAUGUAUGAGAAUCUCUUAGGAAAAUAAUUAUUGUACUGAAAAAACUUGAAAUAAAACUAUAACUAUAUUAUAAUAAUC
Molecule: messenger RNA, 1672 nt
Organism: Microplitis mediator
Lineage: Eukaryota; Metazoa; Arthropoda; Insecta; Hymenoptera; Braconidae
Exons: 5
Coding region: 93-1427 (444 amino acids)
Source: RefSeq, a predicted model, not a curated record